Phytophthora nicotianae INRA-310 is the source of this 1910-nucleotide messenger RNA. RefSeq names its product ribosome-associated GTPase EngA. The transcript has 3 exons. Gene Ontology annotation, molecular function: GTP binding. Lineage: Eukaryota; Oomycota; Peronosporomycetes; Peronosporales; Peronosporaceae. The coding region runs from base 62 to 1750 and encodes 562 amino acids. The record is from RefSeq and is a predicted model, not a curated record.
CGUUAAUAUAUGCCAAUCACGUCGCUGCUCCAACUGCAGACACACUCACCACACAUCGACCAUGCUGCGGAGUCUGGUGCAGCGCUCGUCGCGCGCGUCUACGGGGCUAUUGCGGCCCGUGCGCUGCUUCUCGUCUGUAGUAAAUGAAACAGAGACCCGGAGUUUCCUAGAGGAUCAUCCACGUCUGCGCAUCGCGCUCGUGGGUCGAACUAACGUGGGUAAGAGCACGCUCUUUAACCGGCUGACCAAGACCAGGUCGGCUAUUGUGCACAAUGUGCCUGGUACUACGCGUGAUCGGCGCUACAAGCGUGCUACGGUAGCAGGACUAGAAUUAGAUGUGGUGGACACCGGAGGACUGGAAGACACGCCCUCUGGGACCCUGGAGGAAGGAAUGCUCGAGCAGACCAGACUCGCCGUGCACGAGGCGGACCUCGUCUUCUUCCUGGUGGACGGACGCCAAGGCAUUACGCCGGUAGAUAAACAUUUCGCUAGAUGGCUGCGCAAAGAGAACCCUCGGGCGCCAAUCCAUUUGGUGGCUAACAAACUGGAAGGAGACCCGGAACGCUGGGAGGACGAGCUCAAUGACUGCUACCAGUUGGGCAUGGGAGGAGCCAUCCCGUUGUCAGCGGAGCACGGAGAAGGCAUCACGCUGCUGUUGGACGAGAUCAUUCCGGUGUAUGAGAAGUUUGAAAAGGACAAGCAGGAUAAGGAGGCGAAGCUGAAGGAACAGGAGGGAGAACAAGACGAGGACGACCCGCGUACGAUCAAGCUUGCAAUUGUGGGACGUCCCAAUGUCGGCAAGUCCACGCUGCUCAACAAGAUUGUCCGCAACGACCGCGUGCUAACGGGCCCCGAGCCAGGUGUGACGCGCGAUUCCGUGGAGGUGCCGUGGACAUUCCACGGUCGUCCCAUUAAGCUCGUGGAUACUGCAGGUAUCCGACGCUACAGCAAGCGUGACCAUAACGACCAGAUCGAGAACUUGUCGGUGCGCGAUUCCUUCCGUGCAAUUGACUCGGCUCAAGUCGUGGUGGUGGUCGUGGAUAUGAGUGAGCCGAAGCUCAUCCACAUGGAUCUGACCAUCGCUCAGCGUGUGAUCGAAGAGGGUCGUGCACUGGUGCUUGCGGCCAACAAGAGCGACCUGGCCGGUGCCAGCGUUGACUUCGAGAUGCAGAGAAUUCAGAACGAACUGCAUGACUCGCUUGCCCAAGUGCGUGGUGUUCCUGUUGUACCCAUCUCUGCACUCACAGGCAAUGGGAUCAAGAAACUCGUACCGGAAGUGCUGAAGGCGUAUGAGAAAUGGGACCUUCGUGUCACUACCGGCCGUCUGAACCGAUGGCUGAAGGCUAUGGCUCGACACCACCCGCCUCCGACGGUCAAGGGCAAGACGCUGAACGUCAAGUACGCGACACAGGUCAAGUCUCGUCCGCCUACAUUCGCUGUGUUCGUAAGCAACCCGUCCGAGGUGCCCGAGUCGUAUCAGAGGUUUUUGCUGAGCCAGCUUCGCGAGGAAUUCGACAUGGUGGGCGUGCCAGCUCGUCUGCUGCUACGUGGCAACAAGGAGAAUCCAUUCGAGAAGCGCAAGAAGUUCCAGCAGCGCACCAGUAGCGUGCUGUACGGCAAGCAGCGUCAGACGCAGAAAGCUACCGACGCAUCAACUGCUGAUGCGAAGAAAGACAAGAAGCCAGGCUUGACCAGGAAGCAGAAGACUGGACACUUUACUCCUCGCCGCUUCAAGGGAAAGAAGAAGUAAGCACCGACAGAUAGAUAGAGCUACCCAUACACAGUAUACAUUGCAUCGAGCACAUGUAUUUCAGAAUGGCUCACAGCACUUACACUACUUCUCUAUCACUACAAGUGCCAUGUGGAUCCCACGCUGUAUUAAAUGUGGCCGGGGAAGCACUGCUCCAGAG